UAAAGCUCGGACAAAUAAGCAUGUGCCAAUUGUGGAUGUUAUUAAUUGUUCUAUUCGCUUUGUCUUUACUCUGUUGCGGGGAAAAUAGUGAAGGCGAUGAGGAAAUUGAACAGCCGAAAUGCGGGAUGACUUCACCGUUUCCCUUGGAUUUGGUUGUAAAAACUACUGAAGGUCAAGCAAAGCCUGGGGAAUUCCCCUGGACCAUAGCCUUGAUCUCUAAUGAAACAUUUAUUGGUGGUGGAUCACUAAUUGCUCCAAAUAUUGUGCUCACAGCUGCCCACAUCGUCCUAAAUAAGUCAGCACAGGAUAUUAUUGUGAGUGCCGGCGAGUGGGAAUACGGAAAAGCUUUAGAACAAUACCCAUUUGAAGAGGCGAAUGUGGUGAAAAUUGUGAGCCAUGAGAAGUUUCAUUACAAAACGGGAACCAACAACUUGGCUCUCCUCUUUCUCGAUCAGGAAUAUAUGAUAACCUAUCGUAUUAACACGAUCUGUUUGCCCAGAAAGAACUGGGCAUCGAAUGACAGUCGCUGCUUUGUGGCUGGCUGGGGCAAGAAUGGAUUCAGGGAUCAUUAUUAUCCAACCGUACUGAAGAAAGUAGAAAUGCCGAUCGUGCCCUGGUACACUUGCCAGGAUCAGCUGCGAAAAACAAGGCUGGGCAGCAGGUAUGUGUUGCCCGCAGGAUUAAUUUGUGCCGGUGGCGAAGAGAACAUUGAUUCCUGCACCGGCGAUGGCGGUGGCGCACUUUUCUGUCCAAUGGCCGAAGACCCCCAGCGAUUUGAGCAGAUUGGCAUUGUUAACUGGGGCAUUGGCUGUAAGCAAAAAGACGUACCCGGUGUUUAUACUUAUCUGCCCGACUUUAGGCAAUGGAUUGAUCAACAAAUUGAAGCCAAUCAAUUCUUAAACGAUAUUAUAAAUGAAUAAGCACAAAUCAUAAAAAAUCUACAUAUUUUCAAUCUAAACACAGAAACAAAAUAUGUAUGUACACAGAGCUUUUUGUUUUUCUUUAACCAAAUAAAUUCGAUUCUUAUA
Messenger RNA from Drosophila ficusphila, 1028 nucleotides. RefSeq names its product phenoloxidase-activating factor 2. Gene Ontology annotation, biological process: proteolysis. The record is from RefSeq and is a predicted model, not a curated record. The transcript has 2 exons. Lineage: Eukaryota; Metazoa; Arthropoda; Insecta; Diptera; Drosophilidae. The coding region runs from base 21 to 920 and encodes 299 amino acids. Gene Ontology annotation, molecular function: serine-type endopeptidase activity.